CUACAGUCAGAGACAGGCAGUGAUGAAGCUUCGAACCGCCCUGCGGCGAUUGUGCACGUCCUGCUACAUGGUGCGGCGGCAAGGCCGGCUUUUUGUUUACUGUAAGGCCAACCCGAGACACAAGCAACGUCAGGGGCGAGGACCGCGCCGCAAGCUCCACUCUUCUAGCUCUGAUGCGGCAUUCCAGGAUGCGCAUAUGUCCUGCAGCUGCAGCGAGCACGGUCAAGACACCAGUUUGACCCUUUAUAAGGAGGGUAUAGGAAACCCAUUGUGGCUGCAGCGGAAGGCUGGCCCUGUUGCGUCAUUGCACGAUUUGAUGAAUUCGAUUUCCCCUGCUGUGCAGGCCUUUGUGAAUAAUAUACGUGUCUUCUUCUCAAGAUAGACGCUGUACUCAGCACCAAAGAAUAUUUUGUGGUUCUUGACGAA
Nannochloropsis gaditana CCMP526 is the source of this 426-nucleotide messenger RNA. Its product is annotated as mitochondrial ribosomal l36 protein. Gene Ontology annotation, molecular function: structural constituent of ribosome. Gene Ontology annotation, cellular component: ribosome. The transcript has a single exon. The record is from RefSeq and is a predicted model, not a curated record. The annotation marks the transcript as partial. Gene Ontology annotation, biological process: translation.